This is a messenger RNA of Sphaeramia orbicularis (orbiculate cardinalfish), 581 nucleotides long. RefSeq names its product ribonuclease inhibitor-like. The record is from RefSeq and is a predicted model, not a curated record. Bases 1 to 489 code for a protein of 162 amino acids. The transcript is spliced from 2 exons. NCBI's taxonomy places the organism in Eukaryota, Metazoa, Chordata, Actinopteri, Kurtiformes, Apogonidae.
AUGUGUGGCAAUAACUUGGGUCCUGAGGGAGUUUUGGAGCUGUGGAAUGCUCUGGAACAUAACACCACUGUGGAGGAACUCUAUCUGGACAUCACCGGCAUCACGGAGAGAGGAACAGAAAACAUUGUCAACUCCCUCAGCAAGAACACAUCUCUGAAGACACUGACUAUUGUUGGAAAUGACAUUGGAGAGGAGGGCAGGAGACGUCUGAGGCACCUGCAGCAACGUCGACCAGGGCUCCGGAUUAUUUCAAACUUCGUGGAUGACAUCGGGUUACUUCAGGCCUACCUGGACUGGGUGGAGGAGAUUCGGGCUGACCGGGACCAGAUGGAGUCGGUGAAGAACGCUGAUGCCCUGCAGUCAGUGCUCAAAGGGCUGCAGGUGGCAGGAGAGGCGGCAAGGGGAGAAAAUGCAGAAAAAGCCAAGGAACUCCAAAACAACAUAGUGGAGCUGCUGAAGGCUUCUACAGAUAUAAUAGAGAGAAGAUAAACACAGGUGUGAGAAUGUGAGGGGGUAAAGAUUCAACAGAAGGUGCAUUCAUCUUUUACAGGAUAAAAAUCUACAAAGCCAAAUAUAUUAAA